AGGUAGAUGUGGCCAAUAAGAAAUAAAGAACGUGGAAAUAAAAAACCAGAUACGGAAUAAGUAGCUAUAAAUAUUUCGUGAUUUAUAAAGGUUUGUUACUGCGAAGUAAUCACUGGAACUGAAUCAUUGAAAAUGCAUACUUCGAUAUUCUGCUUAAUUAUUGUUGCCACUUUGACGUCUCAAGGAUGUUUGGGUCAAAAUCAGCAGGAAUUUGAAGUUUACGGACAACCGUUACUUAUAAAUUUACUUGAAAAUUUUCGUGACAAAGCUAAUUUCUUGAGAGAUGAAACGAUAACUAAUGUAUCUUCAAUAUCAAAAGAUAUUGUUCAUCAAGUGUAUGAUAAACUGAGACAAGUCCAUGGUCAAAUGAAAGGCCUGUCCCGAAAGGCAAUUGCUUUAGUUCAAACUAAUGCAGACAAAAUAAAAGAAUCGACGGAAUCGAAAUUACAAGAAGCAAAAAGAGCUAAAGAAGUUGAAUUUGGAAAUCUCAUGGAUUCUCUAAAAGACAAAUCUGUAAGAGAAUUGAACGAAGUGGUCCAAACAUCGUAUGAUAAACUCGACAAUAAAACGACGAAUCUAAUGAGUUUAUUAGAUCGAAAAAGUAAUAACAUUAAUCAAAAAUUAAGACAAGCAAUAAAGGAUACGUAUAGAGUAGAGUCUGACAACAAGUGGAAUGCAAUAACGUCGUCUUUUAUGGAAGAAAUAAAAUCGAAAGUUGAUCAAGAAGUCAAGUUACAAGUAAGAAGUUUCUACAAUCAACAAUUUGCAGUUGAACUGCCUAAUUACAGACAACAGUUGUGGGAUGUGGCAGCAAAUAAUUUUCGUAAUUUCGAUGAUCAGCUAAAAAAAAAAUUUGAAGCAAAAAUACAAGAAGCCACCGCGGAAAUAGACCACAAAUUGAAUGAAUAUUCCAAUAAAAUACAAGGUUUAAGAAUUAAUCUUGAUCAUUUGAUUGCUGAUGUGACUAAUAUUAACCCUAGGUUGCAAUCAAAAAAUAAUAAUGAUGAUCAUAAACAGAUGAUUCCCGAUAAUUCUCAUAUUAAUCCUGAUCUUAUAAAUAAUUCUCGUGAAAAUACCAACAGAGACAUCGGACAUGGAACUUCUGAACAACCUGACGUUAAUCCUGAUUUUGUAAAUAAUCCUUAUGAAAAUUCUAAUAGAGACAUCCGACAUGGAACUUUUAGACGACCUGACGUUAAUCCUGAUUUUGUAAAUAAUUCUCAUGAAAAUACUAAUAGAGACAUCGGACAUGGAACUUCUGAACAACCUGACGUUAAUCCUGAUUUUGUAAAUAAUCCUUACGAAAAUUCUAAUAGAGACAUCGGACUUGGAACUUUUAGACGACCUGACGUUAAUCCUGAUUUUGUAAAUAAUUCUCAUGAAAAUACUAAUAGAGACAUCGGACAUGGAACUUCUGAACAACCUGACGUUAAUCCUGAUUUUGUAAAUAAUCCUUACGAAAAUUCUAAUAGAGACAUCGGACUUGGAACUUUUAGACGACCUGACGUUAAUCCUGAUUUUGUAAAUAAUUCUCAUGAAAAUACUAAUAGAGACAUCGGACAUGGAACUUCUGAACAACCUGACGUUAAUCCUGAUUUUGUAAAUAAUCCUUACGAAAAUUCUAAUAGAGACAUCGGACUUGGAACUUUUAGACGACCUGACGUUAAUCCUGAUUUUGUAAAUAAUCCUUAUGAAAAUACCAAUAGAGACAUCGGACAUGGAACUUCUGAACAACCUGACGUUAAUCCUGAUUUUGUAAAUAAUCCUUAUGAAAAUUCUAAUAGAGACAUCGGAUAUGGAAUUCCUGAACAACCUGCCGUUAAUCUUGAUUUUGUAAAUAAUCUGCCCCAUGUCAAUAAUGAUGGUGGUUUGAAGGAUAAUGAAAAUGACUUAAGUUCAGAAGAUUUGGAUAAAAUUUUUGAUGAAUACCGCUUGCCAGAUGUAAAGGUUUGAAAAUUUCUGAGUACCCAGAUAAAUGAACAUGAAUAUGACAUUUAGAUUUUUUUAUUAACAAGCGAUUGAUAUUUUUUUUCUUUCAUUUUUAUUUGCUGAUUUUUUUUUUUUUAACGAGUUGAAUGUUUGCAUCAAAAGUAAAUAAAAAAAAAAUUUAUAUUAAUCAAGUAUGUUAAUAAAACUUUAUUCAAUGAUA
Molecule: messenger RNA, 2149 nt
Organism: Microplitis demolitor
Lineage: Eukaryota; Metazoa; Arthropoda; Insecta; Hymenoptera; Braconidae
Exons: 2
Coding region: 133-1953 (606 amino acids)
Source: RefSeq, a predicted model, not a curated record